Molecule: messenger RNA, 2105 nt
Organism: Astyanax mexicanus (Mexican tetra)
Lineage: Eukaryota; Metazoa; Chordata; Actinopteri; Characiformes; Acestrorhamphidae
Gene: capzb
Product: capping actin protein of muscle Z-line subunit beta
Exons: 9
Coding region: 192-1013 (273 amino acids)
Biological process (GO): cell morphogenesis; actin cytoskeleton organization; barbed-end actin filament capping
Cellular component (GO): cytoplasm; F-actin capping protein complex
Molecular function (GO): actin filament binding
Source: RefSeq, a predicted model, not a curated record
UACCCCCCCCCCCCUCCAGUAGAGGAAGCAGAAUCGCUGACAGGGCUGGGCAGCAGUAGCGGAGACGCGGCGACGACAGAACCGGACCGAACCGCGAGCAGCGAGGCAGAGACAGCAGGCGGAAAGCAGCAAGCCGAGCCGCCGGUACCGCGUGUUCCUCCUCUCCCAGACCGAGUUUAGGCGCCGCAAAGAUGAACGACCAACAGUUAGACUGUGCCCUGGACCUGAUGAGGCGUCUGCCUCCACAGCAGAUCGAGAAGAAUCUCAGUGACCUCAUCGACCUGGUGCCUAGCCUGUGUGAAGAUUUGCUGUCCUCUGUGGAUCAGCCUCUGAAGAUCGCUCGGGAUAAGGUGGUGGGAAAAGACUACCUGCUCUGUGAUUACAACCGAGAUGGCGACUCCUACAGAUCUCCAUGGAGUAAUAAGUACGAGCCCCCCAUCGAUGAUGGUGCAAUGCCCUCGGCUCGUCUGAGGAAGCUGGAGGUGGAGGCUAACAAUGCCUUCGACCAGUACAGGGACCUGUAUUUUGAGGGCGGAGUUUCAUCCGUCUACCUGUGGGAUUUGGAUCACGGUUUUGCUGGAGUCAUCCUCAUUAAGAAGGCCGGAGACGGCUCCAAAAAAAUUAAAGGGUGCUGGGACUCCAUCCACGUGGUGGAAGUGCAGGAAAAGUCCAGCGGUCGUACAGCUCACUACAAACUCACGUCCACUGUGAUGCUGUGGCUGCAGACGACCAAAACCGGCUCUGGAACUAUGAACCUGGGCGGCAGCCUCACCAGACAGAUGGAGAAAGACGAGACAGUCAGUGAGUCUUCCCCACACAUCGCCAACAUUGGCCGCCUGGUGGAGGACAUGGAGAACAAAAUCCGCUCCACCCUGAAUGAGAUCUACUUUGGAAAGACCAAGGACAUUGUUAAUGGUCUAAGGAGUGUCCAGACCCUGGCUGAUAAAUCCAAGCAGGACGCUCUCCGGAACGACCUGGUCGGAGCACUCAACAAACGCAAACAGCAGAGCUAGAGGCGCCCUCCUCCUCCCUCGCUUCUCUCUCUCUCUCUUUAUUUCUCUCUUUAUCUCUAUCUCUCACUCUUUAUCACACUUUCUCUCUCUUUUUCUCUCUAUUUCUCUCUCUCUGUCCACCUCAUGUUUAAUUUGUCGCAAUUAGUCGUCAGUUCGGUCACCGCUGCGCUGUCUGUCUGUCUGUCUCAGUCUGUCUGUCUGCUCCCGUCUGAAAUCCGGAAAUCAAACGGCAAAAAGGAGAAAAUGCUCAGCUUUGGGAUUUUUUUUUUUGUUUUGUUUUUGUUUUAUUUUUUUGUUUGUUGGUUUGUUUGUUUCUCCCACUCAAUUUUUGAGGCAUCUCACAUCUUUCUCUUUCACUCUUUAUAACACAUUUUUCUCUCUCUCUCUCUUUUUAUGAGUAGUAUUAAUAUAAAGAUAUUGAGAUUCUGACGGUUAGGCUGUCGUCUGCGCUUUGGCCUAAAAGAGAGCGGACCCGAACCGAGCCGGACGUUCAGCUCGAUUGUUAGCGCAGCGCUUUCUCAGCCCCGGUUCUGAACGUUUACUUUACUGCAGGGUGAGAGAGACACUGAUACUCAUACUGAUAGACGGGGCUGAACCUGAGCGUAAAAUAACACACAGCAGUUAUAUAUUUACUGAAGUACUUCACAUACAGCCACCUCUAUCUACUCUUUAUUCUUUCUCUCUCUCUUUUUUAAUCUCUCUCUCUCUCUCUCUCUCGCUCAGCUCAGCACUCUGUUGUUUAUGUUUGGGGGUGGUUUAUGGUUCAUGGUUUAUUGGAUUAUUUUAUGUCUUCAUGUUUUUUUUUGGUUUGUUUUUGUAAAGCUUACAGUUCAUGUAUUAUUAGAGCCUCCAGCAACAAUAAAACAGUAAAAUGCUCGAAGUGUAGAUCUGUCCAAUUGUGUUUCUGACCGUGUGACACGGCUGAGGGGCUGCAAAGUGUAUAAACUUAACACACACACACACACAUAUACACACAUACACAAUGUGCACACACACACACACACACACACAGACUCACACAAUGUGCACACACUCCACAGGAGUGAAAAAAAAGGAAUGAAACUAAUAAAAACGAGAAUUUGAAUAGAUUUU